GUCAGCUUCAUCAUAGUUACAUCUUGGCUAAACAUCCACCGUGUCCUUUGGUAUAGGCAAUCAACUCUAUCCAGUACUCAACACCACCAAUACUACCAAUACUACUAAAUACGUGAACGUUCCAAGUCAAUAUAGCUCGAGUCACGACUCGACCCAACUAUCGAAUUCCAACAUUCUCGAAGCGCAACUCCGCCAACCUUGUCCUAAAUACAAUAUUAGAGAUCCAAGAGCCUAGAUACCAUAAUGACCGACCUACAAGGACGUAAGGUCUUCAAGGUCUUCAACCAGGACUUUAUCGUCGAUGAGCGGUAUACAGUUACUAAGGAGCUAGGACAAGGUGCUUAUGGUAUCGUUUGCGCUGCUGUUAACAACCAGACCAAUGAGGGUGUCGCCAUCAAGAAGGUCACCAAUGUCUUUAGUAAAAAGAUUCUGGCUAAGCGCGCCUUGCGCGAGAUCAAGCUCUUGCAACACUUCCGAGGCCACCGUAACAUCACAUGUCUUUACGAUAUGGACAUCCCUCGACCAGAGAAUUUCAACGAAACAUAUUUAUACGAAGAAUUGAUGGAAUGCGACUUGGCUGCGAUUAUCCGUUCUGGCCAACCGCUUACUGAUGCUCACUUCCAAUCAUUCAUCUAUCAGAUCCUCUGUGGCUUGAAGUACAUUCACUCUGCGAACGUUCUCCACCGCGACCUGAAGCCAGGUAAUUUACUCGUCAACGCCGACUGCGAGCUAAAAAUUUGUGAUUUCGGCCUGGCUCGCGGCUUCUCGGUCGACCCCGAAGAGAACGCUGGCUAUAUGACUGAAUAUGUCGCUACACGAUGGUACCGCGCACCCGAGAUCAUGUUGAGCUUCCAGAGUUAUACAAAAGCUAUCGAUGUUUGGUCCGUGGGAUGUAUUCUUGCUGAACUCCUCGGAGGACGACCCUUUUUUAAGGGGCGCGAUUACGUGGAUCAGCUCAACCAGAUCCUCCAUAUCCUUGGAACACCGAAUGAAGAGACCCUCUCGCGAAUCGGUUCUUCGCGCGCCCAAGAGUAUGUUCGAAACUUACCCUACAUGGCCAAGAAACCAUUCCCUACUCUCUUCCCCAACGCCAACCCGGAUGCGCUUAAUCUCCUCGACCGAAUGCUGGCUUUCGACCCGUCUUCGCGCAUCAGCGUCGAGCAGGCCCUCGAACACCCUUAUCUACACAUCUGGCACGAUGCAUCCGACGAGCCCGAUUGUCCGACAACCUUCAACUUUGAUUUCGAGGUCAUUGAUGAUGUCGCGCACAUGCGUGAGAUGAUCAAGGAAGAAGUAUUUAGAUUCCGACAACUGGUUCGGACAGCACCGGGAAGCACCGGUCCGGCCGCAGGACAACAGGUUGCAGCAGGCCAAGUGCCAAUGCCUAGCGGCGGCAAUUCCCAGUGGCGCGCCGAAGACCCGCGACCCCAGGAAUACCUGGAUCAGAUGGGACUGGAAGGCGAAUUGCAGGGUGGCCUAGAUGCUGGUGGUAGAAGAUAGGAUCUCUCCCUCGAGCGUGUCUGGGCGGCGGCGAAUGCGGACUCAACCGAAUCAGGGAAGCGUAAAUGCAGAAGUUUGCCAAGGCGAUUUAGCUGUUACAAUGAGAAGAUUCUCAGAAGAGAAUAUCUGUGUUGGUGAUGCUCCGUUGAAGC
This is a messenger RNA of Annulohypoxylon maeteangense, 1652 nucleotides long. Its product is annotated as mitogen-activated protein kinase mkc1. Gene Ontology annotation, biological process: intracellular signal transduction; protein phosphorylation. The transcript has 5 exons. The record is from RefSeq and is a predicted model, not a curated record. The coding region runs from base 244 to 1500 and encodes 418 amino acids. Gene Ontology annotation, molecular function: MAP kinase activity; ATP binding. NCBI's taxonomy places the organism in Eukaryota, Fungi, Ascomycota, Sordariomycetes, Xylariales, Hypoxylaceae. Gene Ontology annotation, cellular component: cytoplasm; nucleus.